AUGUAUUAUGACACCUAUUCCAAUGAAAAUCCGUAUACGAAGCAUUAUACAAAUCGAUCAAAACCACGAGACGAGGAACUUCAGCAUCUCGUCGUAUUUACAAGCGACAAUUCGUUUUCAAUUGUUAAACAAAAACAAUGUACAUCAAGUGGACAUGAUGGACUUGUAGUUGUUCAUAGCGGUAAUAAACAAUAUCAUGGUAUGAUUUUAGAAUCAGGCACACUUACUGAAUUAGAACAAUUGGCGAAUCAAAUGCGAAAACCACUUAACAAAGAAAUAGAAAGUGAUUAUGAACGAGAUGAAAGAAAUGUAGGUGACGAACAAGGUACAAAAGAACGUUCAAAUAGAGAUACACAACAACGUUCCACAUGUGUUCUUAAAGAAGUCGGAAAUAAUUGUAGAGAAAUAUCAACAACAACGGUUCGUAAAAUACCGGUGACCCCAAGAUUGAAUACUUCUCGUCAGCAAUUAUUAAGUACUCAAUCCAGUUCAUCAACAGGAGUCACUAGCGCAUCACCACAAUUAAAACGACCAUUACUGACAACGACGUCAGCAAAAAUACACGACGCGGUGAAGAAGAAAAAGCCAAGUAAUCAAUCACGACAACAAUUUAAUACAACAAUAUCCGCAUCAAUACAAAGAAUUGAUAAAACAUUGGCCACUACAUGCUUAUCAAGUGAUGAUGAUGAUGAUGAAGAUCGUUCUUUAACUUCAGCAGUAAUUUCAGCAACACAAACAUCACGUUUAAAUUCAGGAUUAUUACCAUCAACAAGCAAUGAGAAAGAAGAAGAGAAAGAAGAAAUCGAAUUGCCGUCAGUACAACAACUACUUUUUGAAACAAAAAAAACACAAACAAUGUUAAAUCAAGUAUUAACAGGUCAAGCACGUGUGGCUACAAGUAUUACUAAAAUGUAUAAUAAUCAAGUUAAAAUUCAAAAACAAUUGGCUAAAAGAAAAAUAUUUAUAAAGGAAAAUGGCAAAGAAAUAGAUUUGUUAGCAGUAGCCGGAACAAUUGAUAGAGUGAAUUUAUAUGUUACUGCUUUAGUUGACAUCGUUUUUCCAGAUCCAAAAGAAUUCGUUGCACUUACAGUUACAGAAGUAAAAGAAGAUUAUCGUUAUCAAUUAAUCAAAGAAUGUGUUCAAUCGAAAUUUAGAUUAGAUAAAACAACAACUGAUCUUUUAUGGUGUGAUUUACAUGAGGUGGUUUUAGGUAAACGUCGCAGUGCAAGAAAAAAUUUAGCACUGAAAACAGCAGCAGCAGCAGUCUACGAAGAUCAAGAACAACAACAAGAUGAAAUUGGAGCUGAAGAAGAAAUUUCCAAAAACGAUUAA
This is a messenger RNA of Didymodactylos carnosus, 1332 nucleotides long. Lineage: Eukaryota; Metazoa; Rotifera; Eurotatoria; Philodinida; Philodinidae. The record is from the annotation of a GenBank genome assembly.